GACGACUGUGCGGGGCCCACCCUCACAUCCACUUGGCUUCAGUUCUCCAUCGCCGCCGCAUUCCUGACCCUCCACUCGCCGGCGCAGCCAGUCGAUCGGCCGCUCCAUCUCGCUGCAUCCCGAUUCCCGAGCACGACCCCGGCGACUCGAUCGGCCUCAGCCUCUAGGCCCUCUACCUGUAAGCGCGCGGGGCCGCGGCCGGAGGAACGCGGAGGCCGCCGCGAGGAUCGGGAGAGCGACGACGUGUUCGCCCGCCGCGCUCAAGGCCCGCAGGAGGAAGAGGAAGGAGUCGAGGAAGGCCGCCGCGGCAGGGGGGGAAUGAGGAGUCCACGCUGCCACCUCCGCCGGUGUUCUAGACUAGGGACCCGCGCCGCUCAAGUCCAAGGCCUGGGCCGACGUCGACGGCUAAUUCGCCACCAGGAAUCGAAGAGUGAAGAUGAUGGCCUUGAUGUUGAUAUGGGUGAUAAUGAACCAGAGGAGGAACCUGAGCAUGAACCUGAAGUUGAUGUACGAGUAAGAUCUGAGCAGCUUCAAAGAGAGAGGCAGCUUUCAAAGAAGGAAUUGAGGAAGGAAGAGCUUGCAGAACUAGAUACUGUGCUGGCUGAGCUGGGGAUUUCUGGACAUGCUACACAGCCUGAUGCAAUUAGUAAAUCUGACAGAAAACCAGAUGAGCAGAAUGAUGGAGAUAAGAAUGGUGCUCCUUCACCUUCAGAAAGCAAGACUUCAAAAUUGAAAAAAAGAAACAAUCAAAGGACAAAUCAAUCAGGGAUUGUAAAGAGCAACCCCAUGAAGUGGAUUCCAGCAAGGAUCAUGGAGAGGCAGCUAAUCCAAAAGCAUGAGGAGGAAAAUAGGGCUGUGGAUGUGAGGGAGAAGAUGAAGAAGAUAACUGCAACCAAAAAGAAAAGGUCCAUCAGAGAUGGAUGGUGCUGCAAAGCAUGCCCCCAUGGAGUGCCAAGCUUGCUGCUGCAAAGAAGACGGAGAAACCCCAUUACAACCAACAACCCGUGCGAUAGACUUGCUUCGAUCACCAAGUUUAGAAUGAUCACUGUGCUCAUUUGUUGUACUUGGUCUGUUUGCUUUAUAUUAUCCAAUGCACUUCUCGUGAAUGUAUCCACCAUAUCUGGUGAAACAUACCGUUUUUGUGAAUCCCAACUUCUAUAUUGAAUAGUCAAAUUGAUAUAUUAAGUGAACAGUGGUAGAUCUAGCAACGAUGUUAGAGGGUUUGAAUAAACUAGA
Molecule: messenger RNA, 1236 nt
Organism: Oryza brachyantha (malo sina)
Lineage: Eukaryota; Viridiplantae; Streptophyta; Magnoliopsida; Poales; Poaceae
Exons: 3
Coding region: 319-1164 (281 amino acids)
Source: RefSeq, a predicted model, not a curated record